CCGCGGUUUCGUACGGUUGUUCGACCGAAGGAGGUGUGUGCUCGAUUCGCGUAACCGCCGCCGCUACUAUAAAUCCUCGGUUGUGUUUCCGUUGCGAGGAACGCGGCCGUUGUUCACGCCACGAAUAUACAACAAAGCCGACACAGUUGCGCGUUAACACAUCUCGGAUCAGUGUUACAGUUCAGUUUGUGGUUUGUCCGUUGAGAAGAGGUUCGCGAUGACAAUGGGCUAAACCGGUGAUUCAGUUGGCUCGUGGAAAACGGUUGUACGGCGGAUUUAGGUCAAUGGAGUAACGCGUCGAUGUGACAUAUUCACCAGCGAUUUGAAAUUUCGUGAGGUGCGGAAUAUUACCGGGGAUAAUUGAUCGAGUACAUAACGGUGUUGCUAGAACAAGUGAUUUCGUUCGCGCGGGUUUUAUAAGAUGAGCCCGGCCUCCCAGGGCGGCGUGGAGGUGGAGCGUUACAUCGGUAGCUGUUUGAUAUCGUCGACCGUCAGACCGGGUUCGCACAAGCCAAUCGUCGGUAGGAAACCAGACCCGGUGAUUCGCGGGAAAACGCGAGGCUGUUACGGAACUCAGAAUUUCCCGAAUGGGACGGAACAGUGUCAGGUGCAGUACGGACCUGGCGGUUGGACAGGCGCUCCUUUGAUAUCCAUGACGUCCAGUCCACGCAGAUGCAAUCAGAGAUCCUCUCCGUCGCUCGGUCAGCAACAACAGCAGCAACAGUCACCACCGUCGCUCUCGCAGCAGCAGCAACAGCAGGCUUGCGAUCAGCAAGUAUCGGUUCACCUACACAAGAAUCCGCUCUCCAGAUUAGCCAUUCAUACGCAGGGAGCGCCGUUGAUCCUCGCCAAUCGGUUUCACAAUCGUGGCAAGAUACACAACACCGGGAACGUUAACGGCAUCGCUAAUGCCGUUUGCAAUAACACGGGCGCGAUAAAUAGUUACGUUCACAAUAAUGCAAACGCAGUGACAUCGAACUGUACGAUGAACAAUAACACGGUGAGGUGUCCGCCGUCGCGGCCUCAGAGGCCGAUAGAAAUGGCGAAGAAGCAACAGCAGCAGCAACAGCAGCAGCCCUCGAAACCGACGGACUGCACUGCCAACAAGGAGACCACGGGCACAGGGAACAACAGCAUCGCGAACAUAGACUCGCUGAGCAUCGCGAGCGACGAGAGCUCGGGAUCGAACAAUUCCGAGAACAGUCUACCGCGUAUCAUCAAGCCCAGGAAACGCAGGAAGAAGGACCGGAAGCCACCGAACAACGCGGUCACGUCUGCGACAGAGGCGACGAAACUCGAGGAACAGCAGCAGCAGUCGAAUCUGUCAUCGAACGCGAUCAUCGAACAGUCGAAUUCUCUAAAACCGUACGUGGUCCCAGGGUGUUACGAACAACGCUGCUACGAAGCUGCGCCGCCUCAGCUGAGAAACCAUAGAAGGCCGCCGAUGGCGAGGGAAAGCGCGUUGUACGGUUGUAGAGCGCAGACAACGGGCAUGUCGGUGCAAGAGAUAGCCGACGCGAGGCAAAGGUAUCGGCACGUGGAAGUGAAAGUGUUGGACGACAACAGGAACGUAGUGCCGGCGCAAAUGCGCACCAUUCCGCCAAAGGGUUACAGGCAUAACGGCCACCACCACCAUCAUCACCAUCAUCACGGUAGCAACAACGUGCCGCGAUACCUGCACGAGUAUAACGAGCCCGCGACGUCGGCGACGACGACGACCACGACGUCGUCAACGACGACAGCCGGCUGCGAGGACGGCGUGAACGACGAGUUGGGACCGUGUCAGUGCCGGUACUGCGACCCUUCUGCUCUCAUAUGGGACGUGGAUCAGAACUGUUACUCGCCCUUCUUGACCCCGUCACCGUCGAACGAGUUCUGUCCCAGCCACUUCGCUCAGAUGCCACCGCUAUUCUUGUCCCGGCCGAGUCUCGAUUGUCAGGAGCAAAGUAUCGAGAGGCUUUUCAACGGCGAUAAUCCGCGAAGCCAUCGGGAGAAGGAUGGCACCGGUGUCGUACUGAGGCGCAGCUGGAGCGAUCCGACUAGUUACUUCAGCGAGGAAAUCAGCGCGCCUAGCAAAGACGUCGGCGUGAUCGGUGACAGAGGACAGGCCGAAAGCGGGAAACGUCGGACGCUGUGGCGCGGUGACUCUAUCGGUAUUCCCGUGAAUAACGUCGGAUCGUCGGCCGUGGACGCAAACGGUACCGUACAGUCGCCGAAGGGGUUAGAGGUUUCGACGGAGAUCAUCACGUCACCGAACGGGCACAGGGAUUUGGAGAUCAAGUUCUAUUCGCCUUUGCCGAACGCACCAUUGCCCGAGGAGGAGAAGGUGGCUGGUGUCUUCGCGGAGGAGGUGGACGAGGACGAAGAAGAUUUUAGCGAUAUCUGGAGCUACCACGAGUCAAAGUUGCAGCAGGAUUUCCGCACGUUGCUGCAGGCGGAAGAGUGAAGAACACGGGGCGAAAUUCUCUUUCGAUGUCUGCUGGUCCGACUCGUUAGGAUGGAAAGAGAGAAGAAAAGAACGCGGUAUAUACGCAUUCGUCCGCGUGCGUGAACGUUUUCUUCGAGAACGGGGAAGAAAAGAGGACGCGAGAGCAGCAGCGGUAGUGUGAACGCGACGUGAGGGAAUGAGAGAGAGGGAGAGUGAGAAUAACGGUGCGUGUGAGCGAAAGAGAUAUAAAAUACGCGGUCCCCGAAAAUUCGAUUAGUUCGUCGAUAGAGGGAAGAAAGUCAAACGUCGCGAACUCGCGUAGACGCGUGCGCGAGCGCGCGAGACGGAGAAAAUCCGUCGCUUUUAUAACGCGUGUAACGACCCGAAAAUCUCUUGGUUCGUUCCGUUUCGAUGUUUCCGCGUUUCGACGAGGUGCGUGUAACGCGCGUGACUAGUUAUAUCCUAUCCCAUCCCCUGCUCCUCCUCGGACUUAUUCCGACGAUGACGCCCUCUCGUUGCUAACAGUCCUCGGUGAAACGAUUAACAAGUGUAACUGACGGUAACGAGCAAAACUACGUGUCGAACGAUUCUUCUUCCUAACGGUGUACGUUGUAUACACGUAGUAUACGUGACGUGCGUGCACUCGUGAAGCACGCACGAGAGUAGGUCUAAAGGAUCGUACCUCGUCGUCGGGAAUGCACGCGGUCUGCUUAUCGAUGACAACGUACUACUAAUAAACGGUGGUUGGCUCGCGUCGCGAAGCGAAUCGACUCCAACGAUAAGACCGGUGUCGUUGACUACCGCACAGCCUAGAGCUGUAUCGCACCGGAGAAAGAUCGCUCUACGGUUUAGUAUAUAUAUAUAUAUAUAUCGAGAUAUACAUGUAUAUACGCGACUGCGAAUCGCGUGGACGACGCGCGUGACAUUUGCGUGCGCGCGCCUCUAAUCGCCUCUCCCCUUCUCCAACAUCCUCCACCCCCCACCCUUUCGCCCGAUCUUCCCUUUUUCACUUCCCUUGCUCCUCCGCUGCUUUUCCCCACUCCUCGCUGUCGUCGUCGUUGUCCGUGGCGCGCUCUCAGCUAUCGUCGACUGUUCGCGACAAAGAUACCGCAACGCCUCUUUUCGCCGCCAAUCACAUCGCGAACCAUCGUAAACUGUCCUGACAAAUAGAGACGCGACUGUUUAAAUCGUAACGUAGUAAUUAAACGAUAGAAACGAUGAAUCGUACGCUGAUCGUCGGCAGAACUCUCGUAUUCCAUAUUCACGCGUUUCUUCCCUUUCUAAUAACCACGGUCACGCGAUGCCCGAGACACGCGAUACUUUCCGAGUAGAGCGAAGCUCGAGUCCAGUUUUUUCUUUUUCGUCCAACCUCGUCGUUCGCGUCUUCGAUCGUUUACUUUUUUUUUUCGCCCUUCGAACGUUUCGUUGACUAAGAAAUUUCUGGCCGAUUCUCCGCUCUGUCGUUCGACGAAUUGUUCAGCCGGUGUUACAGUAUUUCGGGUUGCGUUCGAAAUUUCCGUGUACCGUAGCGAACGCUGUUCGAAAAUAGGACUACGGUCACGCCGCGUAACGUAAACGUGCGGAUAAAGCUACGCGGAGCAUCGACCAAUGGCACCGUUCGAAUACUUCGAUCAUUCCUACGUUUCUUGUGGCGUACUUUAGCGAACAGUGGCUGGCAAAUAUCCCAUGGUUCCUUUGUUCGCGUAACUGGCUUUAUGAUAAACGCAAAUUCACGGGCAAGGGUGGUUAACAGGUUCGAGGUUGUUUCGAGCCCUUCGCGCGAUCCGUAUUUGCCUAGAGUUCUACGCUCGGAGGAAACGCGUGAACCAUUUCCCGUAGCCACAUUGUACGCAACUGGUUAAAUUUUAGAUCUGCCGAUUACCAAGCAAAUUCAUCCUACAAUUUCGCAUUUAUCUUUUGCGAUAGUUUUUGA
This is a messenger RNA of Eufriesea mexicana, 4361 nucleotides long. RefSeq names its product myb-like protein M. NCBI's taxonomy places the organism in Eukaryota, Metazoa, Arthropoda, Insecta, Hymenoptera, Apidae. Bases 422 to 2446 code for a protein of 674 amino acids. The transcript has a single exon. The record is from RefSeq and is a predicted model, not a curated record.